This is a messenger RNA of Esox lucius (northern pike), 4776 nucleotides long. Its product is annotated as inactive phospholipase D5. Lineage: Eukaryota; Metazoa; Chordata; Actinopteri; Esociformes; Esocidae. Gene Ontology annotation, molecular function: catalytic activity. Bases 459 to 2048 code for a protein of 529 amino acids. The record is from RefSeq and is a predicted model, not a curated record. The transcript has 11 exons.
CAAGCAGAACUAACUGCAGACCAUACAUAAUAAUGGUACACGUGCGUGUACGUUUGAAUUCACAUGUGCGAGUGCCCGUGCGCGCAUCCAAGUACAUCUUGGACGUGUGUCUGUGAAGCCUUUCUCCUACAACCUGACACAUCCCUGCUUGAGACACUGAGCGGAUAGAAACACAGAGAAACCAUUAGAAACAGACCGAGGGAGGGAGGGGAAGAAGAGAGAGAGGGGAGAGUGGAGCAGCCUGCGUACCUACCUCUUCCAGCGCGGACAGGAUGUGUUGCUGUACUGGGGUCUGAUUCAGACGGGGGGUCUCUUCUUCCUCGUCACGCUGCAUCGGCAGGACGAACAUGGAAUAUCUGAGUCAGACACAGCCAGGGUGGAGCCCCACGCCAGGGGGCUGAGCAGAGGGCUUCUCCAUCCCGGCGUGCCAUGAGCUGGGCUCUCAUCAGGGGGGCUUUAUGGAGCUCCAGCUGAAGGGGGGUGGUCCCCCAGUGGUCCCCACGAAUACUGUCUACAGCACGGUCCAGCAGCAGGACUACUCUGCCAGCGUAUGGCUCCGCAGGAAGGAGAAAAAACUCGAACACUCUCAGCAAAAAUGCAUUGUAAUCUUCGCAUUGGUGUGCUGUUUUGCUGUGCUGGUGGCCUUGAUCUUCUCAGCGGUGGAUGUCUGGGGAGAGGAUGAAGAUGGUAUAACAGAAGAGAACUGUAACAAGAACUGCAGACCACUUCCUAGCCUGAGAACACUGCUGAAAAUGAGGAUAGUGCUCGUAGAGAAUAUUCCAGAAGAUGUCACCUUCUCUGAGAACGGCACGGCACACCUCCCCCUCUCAGUCGGCCUGCAUGGCCUGCUGGAAAUGGCCUUUCGCUCCGUGGAGAUCGUGUCUCCUCAAUGGAACCUGAACUCCUCUGUCUAUGACUCAAGCUCCCAAAAAUCUGCUGGGCAGGGUUGGGCUUUGCUGCAGAGAUUGCAAGGGCUGAAGAAGAAGGGAAUCAGUUUGAAGAUAGCCAGUGGAAUGAUCGACUCCGCAGAGCUCAAGGGCCUUUCUCGUUACAGUGAGGUGCACUAUAUAAACAUGACUGCCCUGACCAAAGGCUUUCUGCACUCUUCUUUCUGGGUGGUGGAUAGGAAGCACAUCUACAUCGGCAGUGCCACCAUGGACUGGAGAUCACUGUCCACGAUGAAAGAACUGGGCGUCAUUGUCUACAACUGCAGCUGCCUUGCACUGGAUCUGCACAGGGUGUUCAACCUCUACUGGCAGCUGCAGUAUAAAGACUUUAUACCAUCUAUGUGGUCCAAGAGGCUGAGUGCCCUGUGGAACAAAGAAGAGAACCUCCCACUUCUCUUCAACAACACAAAGUCCGAUGUCUUUGUUUCUAGCUCUCCAGAUGUCUUUUGCCCCAAAGACAGGACCGUAGACCUCGAUGCCAUAUCCUACGUGAUUCAAACAGCCAAGAGGUUCAUCUAUAUAUCCAUUACAGACUACCUGCCUCUCACUAUCAGGAAAGCUCACAGAUACUGGUCACGUAUAGACGGGAUGCUUCGAGAGGCCUUGAUCCUAAGGAACAUCAAAGUACGCCUGUUAAUAAGCUGCAGGGAGGAGACUCACCCCUUGACUUUUAACUUUGUGUGGUCCAUGAAGACCCUUUGUAUGGAGCUGGCCAACUGUUCAAUGGAGGCUAAGUUCUUCAACUCCCGGGAGCUGAGAGAUGGCACACUACAGGGAAUCAAUCAUAACAGAUUCAUGGUGACAGACAGUGCUGUGUAUAUAGGUAACUUUGACUGGGUUGGAAAUGAGUUUACAUUCAAUGCUGGCGCUGGCAUGGUGAUCAGUCAGGCCGAGGGUGUGGGGGUUAGGAACUCAACAUUGGUGGAACAGGUAAGGGUUACAUUUGAGAGGGACUGGUAUUCACGCCACACCAAGAACCUGCAGGCUAACAAGAUCCCAGUCUGCAACAAGCACCAGCUGAACCAAAUGGCACAUCUCAAAAUUACCACUGAACCAACAGAAAGCAGUAGGAGUGAGGAAACUCCCAAUGGCUCCCUGUGAAUCCAAAGACACAUGGUGCAUUACAAGGCUGAUUUAUAAAGGCCUGAGGAGAAGAAAAACAGUUUGAAAGCUAACAUUGGACACGAUGGAAACAAUAUAUGGACUUAAUGUUUUUUAGAAGUAAAGUUUUCCCAUCAUGCCUGCUGCUUAUUUCAUCUUCUAAGACUGUUUUUUACAGAAAAUAUUCACGGAAAAGGAACUGUUGUAGUGAAUAAAUGUUCUAUUUAUUACUGAACCUCAGUAAAUAUAGUUCAUUGGUUAAUUCAUUUUGCCAAUAAUGUCUUCAUCGUUUACCAGAUCCCUUUAAAACCUUCUCUGGCCAGAACCCAGUUGGAACUUCACAGACUGCAGAGAUACAGAUACAAAUCUAAAGAGUCCCAAGACUCUUCAAUAUACAUAUUCAAGUGCAAAAUGAUUUCUGCUUCAACCAAAUGAAUGAAGGCCAUGUGUCUGUGGAAUGAAACAGCUGAAUGAAGGAAUGAGAAAAUGAUAGACUGCCCUGUCAUGUCAUGACCUCAGCUGACUCUUAAGGUAAUAACAUCUAUUGAGUGUUUAUUGUUUCAGAAUACAGAUAAUUAUGCCUUAUUGGCGUUCAUCUAUUUUGGUAUUAUUUCUAAAAUUUGUGUUAGUCCCAAUUAUAAUGUUUAGUGAUUUACGUUGAAUGUCAUUAUGACAGGUUUUAUCUCAGAUUCUUACCACAGUUGAUUCUUACUACAAAUGAUUCUUACCACAAUUGAUUCUUACUACAACUGAUUCUUACCACAGUUGAUUCUUACUACAAUUGAUUCUUACCACAGUUGAUUCUUACUACAAAUCUGGCUGAUUCCGCAAGUUUACAUUUAAACGCUGUGUAUUGAUUAAAUGUAACUUUGCAUGAUCGGGUGGCUUUGUGAGGCAAACAUAUUUACAGAUAUUUUAAGAUAGUCAUCUAUUCUUUAUAUUGUCUUUGUUGGGGGAACACUCAAAAGUGUAAGAAAAGUAUACAUUUUGAAUAGUGCUAUAGGGAUUAUAUAUGUGGUUUUAACUAUGAUAUUGAAUUCUUCAUGACAUUGAUAUUGAACAGAAAAACAACCAGAGUCAACGACAUACUAACGUUGUAGGCUGAGCUGCUGUUUAAGGUCUACUGAAUUUGCUAACAUUGUUACAAGUUCAAUUGUCAAUUGGACAUGAAUUUACCUAAAUUGAUUCCUUAGGUUCCCAUGAACAAUUAGCUUUCUUUUUGGUAUAACUCAGCUAUAAAAAGAUGUUUGAUCAGUGAGACAACCUCUUCUUUUUAGAUGCAAAUUCUGACUUAAAACAUACAGGACUGCUUUAGCUGGAGGGAAAAUUAAUUAAUUAAAGACUGCUACAGUAGACAUUUCCAGUUCCCCAAAAUAUUUUUUUGAACUAAGACCUUACACACUGCCAAACUUAACUCUGGUAACUACAGCAUCGCUCUUUACAUUGCCCUCACAAUAUAGGCUGUGUACCUAAUGAUCUACUACAUCUUUUUAUGAACAUGUCACUCCAAUCAACGUUUGUAAUAUGCUUAUUUGUUGCGUUUGAUGGGCACUACAUAUAUUUAAUUCUGAUGUCUGGUAUUUAUCUUUUCAUUGCCUUUCUACUGCAGUAUAUGUACAGUAAUAGGAGAACACAAUGUAUACAAGUUGUUCUCGUCUUAAAUAUUCUGUUUUUAUUGUGGUUCUUUUAUAAACCUAUUUUAACAAUAUUUGGGAAAAUAUCCACUGUAUAUUGAAGACAUUUUGUCAGUGUUAACCAGUAUACAAAUGUAUAAUUACAAACAUCCAUGAUGUAAACUGCACUUGUGCCAGAUAGUGUUCUUAAAUGUUAAAUCCUACAGUAAAUGUAUGAAAAUAGUACCCUUUAACUAUGUCCUCUUGUCAAAAAGUAUCUGACUGCUUUUGGUGCAACAGACCAGAGGGCUAUUUUCUAUAUUGUUUAGGAAUGCACUUUAUGUCUCUGUACACUAAACAUGUUUUCUUCUUCACUUACUUCUUUUAUUUUAUUACCCACAUGAAUAUUUUGUCCUUGAAAUAUUUCAAUUAAACAUAAUUCUACUGAUGUUUCUGAGCAUGGGUGGCUUCAAAGCCUCCGAAUUGUUAAAUAUAGCACAUUGGCAAUAACGAGUUUGUAUAGAAUAACAUUGGGUGUGUCCCAAAUACUAUAAGCCAUCCUUGACGAACUGUUGCCACCUACAGUUAGAUAAAGGCAACGUUAUCUCCCCUGCAGACUGGCAUGUGGGUUUAGACAUUUGACAUGUACAUCCACAUUGGGUCUUCAUGCUAUAUGGUAAAUUAGUUAAUUAAGCUGCAUGAUUGUCAAAUUCAUAUAAUAACUUGGAUACUGUAGUAAAGUUGAUCACACAGUUAUUGAAAAAGCACAUUGAAUCACAUCUCAUUUCACCCAUAGACUGUCCAAAAAAUAGGCUGUACCUGAUCUAACUUUCUGGGAUUUUUUAGACAUAAAGAUCUGGCAGUUCCUGAAGCUUCUGAACAUGUGCUGGUAGAUUAUACCUUUGUUUCCAAAUGUAUAAAUAAGCAGAGUAUGUUAUGGAUUACAAAUGUGUAGAGACACUUUUCUUACAUGUAUUUUGCUCAAUUUUGGCAUGCUCACUGCUUGCAUGUCUUGCCUUUAUGAACUGUAUAUUAUAAUAGACAGAGCCUUCUUAGAAUACAUGAAUAUUUAAAAAUACAAAGGGAGUGUUUAUUAUAACCUUGUUGCAUAUUUA